Adineta ricciae is the source of this 1680-nucleotide messenger RNA. The record is from the annotation of a GenBank genome assembly. Lineage: Eukaryota; Metazoa; Rotifera; Eurotatoria; Adinetida; Adinetidae.
AUGAUUAUUUGUCUUCUCGAUAGAGCGAUUCACAUCAAUCGUCUGGUAUCAUUCGCCUGUUUUCUAACCGCCUUUCUUCUCGUUCAAAAUCAUCCCGUGCUUGCCAGUCAUGCAUCUCCUGAUGAUAAACAAAUCAAUCAGCAGUCAACAAUAUCGCGCACAACGUUAAGAUCCGCUCGGGCGAAUCCAUUACCGAAAAAUGAAACACUUCUUUGCGUACCCGAAGUUAUCAACGUAACAUUGCCUUAUUUCUCAUUGCCUUAUCGAAUCUUUGCGGGUGCACUCGUUGUUCCGAUCACCAUAUGUGCGAUCUCGGGCAAUAUUCUUGUUAUCUAUGUUAUCAAGUAUUUUCCGAACCUACGCAUUACAGGCAAUGUCUUCCUUGCUUCACUUGCUCUUGCUGACGUCGGCGUCAGUACAUUAGCAAUGACGUUCUACAGUCUACAAUUAGUUCGCGGACGAUGGAUUCUCGGCGCGUUCAUGUGUCGUCUGUGGUUCUCAUGCGACGUACUCUUUUCGACAGCAUCUAUCAUGCAUUUAGCUUGUAUAGCCUUGGAUCGCUAUCUUUCGAUCGUACGUCCAUUCGAUCAUGAGCGAACAUCUUCCGAUCGACGUCGGUACGGUAUGAUAGCGAGUUGCUGGAUCGGCUCGGCUUUACUUUCGUUCAUUCCCAUCUUUACGGGAAUUUAUACGACACGUGAACAACGGGAUAAAAUCAGCUGUCUAAACCGCGUUCAUGGUCGUUGUAUAUUUGCUGUCAAUCAAGCGUACGCCAUUGUUUCAUCAUCAUUUUCGUUUUGGGUGCCAAGUGCUGUGAUGAUUAUCAUGUAUCUGAUGUUAAUAAAAAUAGCGGAUAAGAAAGAAAGCGAAGCAAUUCGUAUGGCAGGUGGCGUCAAUAGUCGUCAUCGAGCUUCUCAACUUCCACAAUACUAUCCAUGUAGGCGAUCGAGUGAUGAUCAAGUACUUAAUGAAACAUCUUCGUCAACACACCAGUCACAACGUACACAUCAAUUAACAGCAGCAGCAGCAACACCAGUUAAUGGAUAUCAUAAUAAUCAUCGCCGACCAGGUAAACACGAUAGUGUAGAUACACAAAUGGAAAUACAAACAUCUGUCGAUAGUCCUGGACAAUUGUUCGAUCCUAGUCAAAGUCAAAUGAAACAUUUAAAACGCGAACGUCGUGCUGUUAAAACCUUGGGUGCGAUUAUGAUAGCAUUUCUCAUCUGUUGGCUUCCGUUUUUCGUUCGUUAUUCGGCGUGUGAACCCAAUCGCUGCAAUUGGAAAUAUAUGCCUAUUAUCGAAGAUAUUGUCUUUUGGGUCGGUUAUUUCAAUUCAAUGAUCAAUCCAUUUCUAUAUGCGUUUCAUAACAAAGACUUUCGUUUUGCUUUCCGAAAAACUCUUAGUAAAUACAUUAUUUGCUGUCGUGAACGUCGUGCAAGUACGAAUAGUAUGUCGAUAUUGCCACCCGCGACACCAAGUGGAGAUGGAACGAGGUCCUGUAUGAGUAAACCGAAAUCACAGCAUAAACAAUUUAAAAAUCGUUUGAAAACCAAUCCAAAAGGGACGAAUGCGCUCACUUCGACUAGACUACUUAAUAAUCACAAUGAUAUUCAAGCAUCAAACGGAAAUUUAACUGUUGGCGAAAGCGCGAUAUCAUCGAAGAGAAAUUCAUGUUUAUAA